GCCCGCCGCCCGCGGUCCUCCGUCGGUUCUCUCCUUAGCCCGCCGUCUCCCACGGAGCUGCUCGCCCUUGUCUCGGAGCUCGCGGACUCGCGGACAGGCGUCCUCAGCGCGAAGAGGCCGGAUUCGGAGUCGUCGUCUUGAGCCUUGCAUCUAAGAAGUCCCAGGUACUUUGUACAACUGCAUCCCAGAAGCUGAGUUUCUUCAGCACCUUCAUAAGAUUUAUUCAUUUAUUAUAUAUAAGUCCACUGCAGCUGUCUUCAGACACCAGAAGAAGGUUUCGGAUCCCAUUACAAAUGGUUGUGAGCCACCAUGUGGUUGCUGGGAAUUGAACUCAUGACCUCUGGAGGAGCAGUCGGGUGCUCUUAACCGCUGAGCCAUCUCUCCAGCCCCAUCUUUAUCCCAUCUUAACUGCUGAGCCACCUCUCCAUCCCUGCUCCCACCUAAAAUUUAUUUAAUUAAUUUAUCUUAUAUGUAAGUAUUUGGCUUUCGUGUAUGUAUGUGCACCACCUGUGUGUCUGGUGUCCUCAUCAGAUCCCUGGAAUUGGAGUUGCAGAUGGUUGUGAGCCAUCAUGUGGGUGCUGAGAACUGAACCCUUCCUCUGCAAGAACAAGUGCUCUUAACCACUGAGCCAUCUCUGGCUCCCUCAGAGUGAUGGCUGCCAUCAGGAAGAAACUGGUGAUUGUUGGUGAUGGAGCUUGUGGUAAGACAUGCUUGCUCAUAGUCUUCAGCAAGGACCAGUUCCCAGAGGUUUAUGUGCCCACGGUGUUUGAAAACUAUGUGGCAGAUAUUGAAGUGGACGGGAAGCAGGUAGAGUUGGCUUUAUGGGACACAGCUGGACAGGAAGAUUAUGACCGUCUGAGGCCUCUCUCCUACCCAGACACUGAUGUUAUACUGAUGUGUUUUUCCAUCGACAGCCCUGAUAGUUUAGAAAACAUCCCAGAAAAAUGGACUCCAGAAGUCAAGCAUUUCUGUCCAAAUGUGCCCAUCAUCCUAGUUGGGAACAAGAAGGAUCUUCGGAAUGAUGAGCACACAAGGCGGGAGUUAGCCAAAAUGAAGCAGGAGCCGGUAAAACCUGAAGAAGGCAGAGAUAUGGCAAACAGGAUUGGCGCUUUUGGGUACAUGGAGUGUUCAGCAAAGACCAAAGACGGAGUGAGAGAGGUUUUUGAGAUGGCCACGAGAGCUGCUCUGCAAGCUAGACGCGGGAAGAAAAAGUCGGGGUGCCUCAUCUUGUGAAGCCUUGUGACGCGCAGCCUCAUGCGGUUAAUUUGAAGUGCUGUUUAUUAAUCUUAGUGUAUGAUUACUGGCCUUUUCAUUUAUCUAUAAUUUACCUAAGAUUACAAAUCAGAAGUCAUCUUGCUACCAGUAUUUAGAAGCCAACCAUGAUUAUUAAUGAUGUCCAGCCUGUCUGACCAGCCAGGGUCCUUCUGACACUGCUCUAACGCCCUCUCUGCACUCCACCUGACACCAGGCGCUCAUUCAAAGAAUUUCUUAACUUCCUGCUUCUUUCUAGAAAGAGAAACAGUUGGUAACUUUUGUGAAUUAGGCUGUAACUACUUUAUAACUAACAUGUCCUGCCUAUUUUCUGUCAGCUGCGAGGAACUCUGGUGAGUCACUACUUCAGAGCUUUACUCCUUAACAGAUUCCAUUGGCAGAGCUCUGGGGUGGGCACCCAGUGUUUGGAAACUUGAUCAGCCAGAAAGGCCCAAGUCCACGCAGCUGUGGCAGAGUUACAGUUCUGUGGUCUCAUGUUAGUUACCUUAUAGUUACUGUGUAAUUAGUGCCACUUAAUGUAUGUUACCAAAAAUAAAUAUAUCUACCCCAGACUAGAUGUAGUAUUUUUUGUAUAAUUGGAUUUCCUAAUUCUGAUAUUUGUCAUUCCCACAGAAAGUGUAUUGCUUUUUUUUUUUUUUAAGAAAGUAUUUGGAAAUAAAGUCAGAUGGAAAAUUCAUUUUUAAAAUUCCCAUUUUGUCACUUUCUCUGAUAAAAUAUGGCCAUAUCUCCCCUAUUUAGCCCUAUAUAUCAUUCCAGUGCCCCUUUCCAGACUGGACUGAGGAAAUAGGAAUUGGUUUCAUGCCUGAGGCUGUUAGACUUUGGAGGUGGCAUAGCCUUUCUCACCUGGACUGCAGGGCCUGGCUCUAAGUCACAGUGCUCCUUUCUCCACACUGUUAUCCAAGUCGCCUCCCAGAGGAGCCACCAGUUCUUAUGGGUGGCAAUGGGUGGGUGGGUGGGGGGUCUCCUCUCUCCAGCUGACUAAACUUUUUUCUGUACCAGUUAAUUUUUCCAACUAAUAGAAUAAAGGCAGUUUUCUAAA
Messenger RNA from Rattus norvegicus (Norway rat), 2311 nucleotides. The record is from RefSeq and is a predicted model, not a curated record. NCBI's taxonomy places the organism in Eukaryota, Metazoa, Chordata, Mammalia, Rodentia, Muridae.